This is a messenger RNA of Prorocentrum cordatum, 2046 nucleotides long. The record is from the annotation of a GenBank genome assembly. Lineage: Eukaryota; Dinophyceae; Prorocentrales; Prorocentraceae.
AUGUCGACGGCGGUGGCGGUCAAGUGGGCGCUCAUCCAGCGCGCGCAGCUGGUGAUCAGGGAGGCCGCGGCGCUGGCAGCGGCGAAGAAAAAGACGAAUGCAUCCGCCGCCGAAGUGCAGAAACAUUUGACUAAAGUGAAUCUGGCCCCCGGCAGCGAGCCUUUGACUUUCAACUUCGUGGGCGUGAUCACGGAGAUGUUGGAGUGGCAGGAUGCUUUCUACCACAAGAACGGCCCGCUUUCACACAUCACCAAGUGGCAGGCCAUCAUGAAUCGGUGCAAGAGCGAUCCCGCCAGCAUCCGCUGGGUGUUCAGUCACAUGAUCGACUUCUUGAAAGCUGGGUUUUACGAGGGCGUGGAGACUGACGACCUCCGCGAGAUUCGAGAGCUGAUGUUGUCCCACAAGACCUACAGGCAGCACCUGACGCCUUUGCCAUGCGCCAGCGACCUGGACGUCCCAACGCAGACCUUGAAUGUGGAGCCGAAGCACCUUUUCACUGUUGCACUGGAUGGGUCUACCAAGCGACGUGAGAAGUCGUUUAUCAUGAGCUUGUCCCUGUGCGAGCAGGUGCUGCACGGGCCAGAGUACGACCACAACUUCAAGACAGCGGUGCGGAAUUCCAAGACAGCGGCAGACGUGCUCACAUACGCCCAAUUCGAGGAGGCCCUCAAGGAGAUCAAGGAUCAGGUGAAGAAAGAGAAGCAGACUAAGAUGCUCGAGCAGGGAUUGCCAGUGCCCCUUGAGAAGCCUGACCAGGACAGUCCGCCGCCCGAGGCCAACGACCAGCCAAUCGCUUCGCAGUACAAGAGCCUGGACGAGGCAAUGAAGAAUGCAACUCAUGACGAUCGAGAACACUGGAACCGUGCUGCACGCAAGCUGAGCAGGGAUUGGAGCAAGAUCUUCGCCCCGAAGGAUUCCGAGAAGGAAUUCAUCGAAGAGAUCGCGUCCUCCGAGAUGGGCUGCGGCAAGGGGGCCUUGGCUGGACUGACCUUGAUUCAUUACAAUGCGGAUCUGUGCGGUGGGUCUGACCAUGCGCCGAGCACUCGCCCUUGCAAUUUCCAGAAAAAGGCUUGCGACAGGGCUGGUGCCCUCGGCGAGUCCAAGUCCAAGAAGAAAGACGACGAGGACUGCGCCGGCGAGGCCGGCGGUGGUGAACACGAUGAUGAGGUUGACAUUGGCGAGGGCUCCACUGCACAAAGGCUCGCGCCACGCAAGAUUAUCGUCGUCAAGGGCGAGAAGAGCGUCAGGGAGCGUAAGGUCCUUUCUCGUGGAGCGGCGUCUAUCAAACAGACUGUUGGCAUGCAGCUGGCAUCUACAUCGGCUCUGAGCCUGCCGGAGAGGCAGUCCCUGAACUACUCGGGGACGAACAAAGGGACCUUUAUCGGUCCAGUGGCGCUGCGCCCGCUGCCGGAGGAAUGGUCCACGACCGUUGCCAACAAGAAGAAGAUGCUGGGGGAGUUCCGCAUCAGGGCUGGCGGCAAGACGGAGGGGGACACCAAGCGCCUGGACACGGACAUCGAGCCCGUGCGCUACCUCGCGUUCCCGCCCGAGCUGUGCGCCGAGCUGCUCCACCGCUACUAUGUGGUGAACGUGAUUGAUCUCACGCCGGGGGACUUCACCUUUGGGGGGGUCUGCAUGGAUAGACGUAUCACCUACUACGCGAUUGCGCGGUCGGAAGAGCACGCCGAAGCCGGCCGUGAGAAGCUGGGCAAGGCUGCCUUGAAGUGCCUGGCCACCGUCGGGCACGCCCACCACAAUCAGAAGUGCACGGGCGCCCUGAAGAGCAAGCGCCCCAUCGACGUCGACGAGGACUCAAACCAGCCGCCACGCCCGAUGAAAAGGAAGAAGGCCACGCCGAAGUCCGAGGCCCAGCCGCCGGCGGGCGAGGGGGAGGGGCCUCCUGAGGAGCCGCUGGUGCUCAAGGGUAAGGCCAAGCCUAAGGGCAAGCCGAAGGGCAAGCCCAAGCCGAAGGUCGAGGCUGAGGAGGGGGAUGACGACGAUGAGGCAGGCUCUGAGUGGGACCUGUCGGGUGAGGAUGACAAGUGA